AUGAGGUGGAUGCAGGCCGGUCUGGCGGUUGCGGUCGCCUUCUUUGGGGUAUCACGGGGUGCACUCACCGACUUCGUCGGCCAGCUGCCGCCAUGCGGGUUGACUUGCAUUAUCAACGCGAUACCAGCGUCAGCGUGCCAUUCCGUCGACAACGACACCUGCAUAUGUAGCAAUGAAGACUUGAAGGCGCGGGUGCAGGUAUGCCUCCUCGCGAAUUAUGUCGCAAGGAUAGAGGCCGAAGCAUGCAAUAGACCAACACGCGAGCGCAAGGUGGACAUUCUGGCGCCGUUGGCCAUUCAGAUUACUGGGUUCUUGAUGGUUCCGUUGCGGUUAUUCGCGCGGUGGACGACGAUGCACCAUUUUGCUCCGGACGAUUGGAUCAUGCUGUUCACAGGGCUCAUGUUUGCCGUUUUUGUCGUGCUUGGACAAAUUGCCGGUGCCGUUGCCUUUGGAGAAGAUGUGUGGAUGGUUAGGCCGGACGAACUAACAUUCGGCCUCAAAGUAUUCUAUGUCGACGAGAGCCUUUACCUAGCCUGCCUAGGCCUGACCAAGAUAUCAGUGCUAUUCUUUUACCUCCGAAUCUUUCCCAACAAACCGUUCCGCUGGGCAACAUACGGAACGAUGGGUUACAUCAUCAUCUCGACGACAGUUCUACUCUUCAUGCAAAUAUUUCAAUGCAUUCCCUUCGAAUUCAACUGGGUAGGCUGGCGCGGCGACUACGGCCCGCAUCACUGUCUCGACAUCAACACUCUCGCCUUCGUCGCCGGCGGGCUGAGCAUCAGUCACGACAUCAUCAUCAUCCUCUUGCCGCUCCCGUUGCUCUACAAGCUCAACAUGUCCAGACGCAAGAAGGCGGGCAUCUUCUUCAUGUUCGGCCUCGGCGUCUUCAUCCUCAUCACAUCCUGCGUGCGGCUACAGUAUAUCGUCCUCUUCACGCGCUCGCUCAAUCCGACAUGGGACUUUACGGAUCCGCUGAUCUGGUCCGGGGUGGAGGUAUCUGUGUCCAUGAUUGUGGUGUGUCUGCCGGCGGUCCGGACGCUGCUCAACCGCAUUUUGCCGAGCAUAUUCGGGUCGACGGCCGCGACGGAGAUUACACCAAAUCGCAAGGCGUCUGCCGGGUCUGGGUUCAGGUCCAUCGACAGCAACCGGCAGUACCAGGGCCGGUUCGACUACGAGGAGGAGAGGAGAGAGGUCGCGCGGGCGGCGCGGCUGGUGGAGAAGAGGCGCAAGUUCUUCUCGUUCAUACCGCAGGCCAGGGAGCCGAACGAGAGCGAGCUGGAGCUGGGGGACAAGUCCAAAGGGGAAGUGAGGACGGAUAUCAGGCAUGCGGAUGGUGGUGAGGCUGCUGAGACGAGGCGGAGCUCGAUGGAGAGCGGGAUUCACGUGAGCACUACGACUACGUUUCAAGACCCUCUCGGGCGAGGACAGAGGGACAAGGCAACGUUCUGA
Colletotrichum aenigma is the source of this 1449-nucleotide messenger RNA. Its product is annotated as Satratoxin biosynthesis SC1 cluster protein 4. The record is from RefSeq and is a predicted model, not a curated record. The transcript has 6 exons. NCBI's taxonomy places the organism in Eukaryota, Fungi, Ascomycota, Sordariomycetes, Glomerellales, Glomerellaceae. The coding region runs from base 1 to 1449 and encodes 482 amino acids.